GUAAAGGGGUCCAUAAUGAGACCAGUUCAGUGGAAGGCAACGGAGCACCGCUGACUUGACAGAUACGAAAUGUUGGCGUGGAAGGCCGGUGUGCGUAGUAUUUUGACGUGUGUGAGUAAACAGAAGUGGCCUUACAGAACAAGAGCACGAACUUGUCGACAAAAUGUGCGUGGCGCCGGCAGCUGUCAUGCGCGGAACUCCCACACGGCGGCGUCGGGUAAGGGGGCCGUUGGGACCUACGAUGACCUGUACCGCCGAUCCAUCGAUGAGCCCGAGGAGUUCUGGGACGAGGUGGGGCGCGGCGUGGAGUGGCACGAGCCCUACACGCGCGUCCUGGACAACAGUCAGGAGCCGUUCACCAAGUGGUUCGUGGGCGGGAAGCUGAACACCUGCCACAAUGCCGUGGAUCGCCAUGUGUCUGCGGGAAGGGGCGAUCAGGUGGCCCUCAUCCACGAGUCGCCCAUCACGAAGUCGCUCGCAAAGAAGACCUUCUCUCAGCUGGAGGAGGAGGUGUCGCGGGUGGCGGGCGGCCUGGCUCGCAUGGGCGUAGGCGUGGGCGAUCGCGUAAUGGUUUACAUGCCCAUGGUGCCCGAGGCAGUGGUGGCGAUGCUGGCGACCGUGCGCCUCGGAGCCGUCCACUCGGUGGUGUUCGGCGGAUUCGCUGCGAGGGAGCUGGCGACCCGCAUCAGUCACCUGGAGCCGCGCGUGGUCGUGACGGCCUCGUGUGGCGUCGAGCCGUCGCGCCUCGUGCGCUACAAGCCCAUCCUGGACGAGGCGAUAGCGCUGUCCUCGCACAAGCCCAGGAACGUGGUCAUGCUGCAGAGGAGCGGGCUGGAGGAGGCCCCGCUGAGCCCGGGACGCGACGUGGCGUGGCAGGACCUCGUUGCCUCUUCGCCUCGCCACGACUGCGUACCCGUCGACGCCAACCACCCGUGCUACAUCCUGUAUACCUCGGGCACCACCGGGCAGCCAAAGGGCAUCGUGCGGCCCUCGGGAGGUCACGCAGCCGUGCUUUCUUGGACGAUGGGCGCGGUGUACGGCAUGGCGCCGGGGGAAGUGUGGUGGGCCGCCUCCGACCUGGGCUGGAUCGUCGGCCACUCCUACAUCUGCUACGCCCCGCUGCUCAACGGCAACACCUCCAUCGUAUACGAGGGCAAGCCCGUGGGCACGCCGGAUGCCGGCCAGUUCUUCCGCGUGAUCCGCGACCACGGCGUGAGCGGGAUGUUCACGGCGCCGACGGCCCUGCGCGCCAUCAAGCGCGAGGACCCGGAGGUGGUGGAGGGCAGGAAGUACGACACGGCGUCGCUGCGGUACCUGUUCGUGGCCGGGGAGCCGCUGGACCACGAGACGCGCGUGUGGUCCGAGAAGAGCUUCGGGGCGCCCGUGCUGGACAACUGGUGGCAGACGGAGACGGGGUUCCCCAUCACAGCUCACAGCGUGGGGAUGAACAUGUCACUGAACCCACCUCGAAACGCUUCGGGGAAGCCCAUGGUUGGCUACAACCUGUCGGUGUUGACGGAGGAGGGGCGCGAAGCGGGGCCUGGCGAGCUCGGGCGCAUCGUGUGCCGCCUGCCGCUUCCUCCCUGCUGCAUGAGUACCCUCUACCGGGCGGACGAUCGCUUCGUAGACACAUACUUCAGGGAAUACCCGGGUUACUAUGACACCAUGGAUGCCGGCAUGCGCGACGCCCAGGGCUAUGUGGCCGUUAUGUCGCGUGACGACGACGUGAUUAACGUGGCGGGCCACCGGCUGAGCACCCUUGCGCUGGAGGAGGCCAUGCUGGAGCACCCAGACGUGGUGGACGCGGCCGUCGUCGGCGUCCCGGACGAUAUGAAGGGCGAGGUCCCGCUCGGCCUCUUCGUCGUCAAUGCUGGAAGUGAGCUGACGGAGGAGCAGGUGUCGAAGGAGCUCGUGGAUGUGGUCCGCCGCGUGAUUGGGCCCGUGGCGGCGUUUCGGCUCAGCGGCGCCGUCAAAGGGUUGCCCAGGACGCGCUCGGGCAAGACGGCAAGGAAGAGCAUCGCUGACCUCGCACGCGACAAGGCCAUCAAGAUCUCUCCGACGAUCGAGGACCCGAAGGUGUAUGAAGACAUCCACGCGACCCUCAAGCGCCUUGGAUUCGCCCUCAAAGUGCCAACACCGAGCUGAAUCCAAUCGCGGACGCACAACUGGCGGCUCGAAGGGCAAACCCGUGACCGAGUUCCUGUGCGUGACAUGUGGGUUUACCUUCCAGUAUUUGGCGCUUGUGAAGGUGGCGUGACAAGAGUAUGGGUACGGUGAGAAAUACAGCUGAAAAGUGAUGUAAAAAUACAAUAAAACAGUGACGAUGAAUGAAGUACGAACACGAGAAAGUGAAAGUGACAAGAUCUAUCUCGAGCAAAAGUUCUUGCAACACAUACUUUAAUAAUGAUAAUGGAAGCACUGCCAGCAUCAUUGCAUAAUAAUUUCUCAAUCUCAGAGUGGUUGUCUUUAUAGUUUUCUUUCAAAGUGUUAAGGAAAUAGAUUAAAUAUAUAACAUAACCAAAA
Molecule: messenger RNA, 2523 nt
Organism: Penaeus vannamei (Pacific white shrimp)
Lineage: Eukaryota; Metazoa; Arthropoda; Malacostraca; Decapoda; Penaeidae
Product: acyl-CoA synthetase short-chain family member 3, mitochondrial
Cellular component (GO): mitochondrial matrix
Molecular function (GO): propionate-CoA ligase activity
Source: RefSeq, a predicted model, not a curated record